ACUGAAAGCGGCCAUUGUUGUUUUCAAUUAUCGCUGUUGGUUGUUGGUUGUCUAUGUUCUAAGUCGAAUUGUCGAAUAUCAGUGUCGACACUCGACAGUUGUGACUGGUUGUUGUGACUUUGUCAUUGUUCUCUACUAUCACUGAUUUACUGAUCACGAUGUCAAGAUUUAAUAUCCAAAUAACAUAAACUUUUAUUUUACUUAACAUUCACUUAAAAAAAAAAUAAUGAAAACACUGUAAAUCUAUUUAAUAUUUUUAAAAAAUGAAUCCUGAAGCUGACUUGUGUUGGUUCCAUGGGAAAUUGUCUCGAGAUGACGCAGAAGGUCUUCUAAAAAAUGAAUUAAAUGAAGAUGGAACAUUUCUGGUAAGAGAAAGUAGCACAUCAAUUGGAGAUUAUGUCUUGUCAGUGCUCUGGAACCAUCAGGUUCAUCAUUAUCAGAUUCGUAAACACAAAGAAGAUGCAUUCUUUUGUAUAGAGGAUUCUGAACCACCAUUGCAUGGACUGGAGACACUGAUAGAACAUUAUAAAAAUAAAAAAGACGGUUCUGGUUUGCAAGUUAAAUUAACAAAAGGUUAUAAAGGAGAACCACCUCCUCCUGAUACUCGAAGACAUGGCAGAACAAAUUUACUUCAUCGUGCGACUGGUGAAGGAAACUACACAAUAGUAUCAGAACUUUUAAAAUGUGGAUACCGCAGUUUAGAUGCAAAAAAUGAAUUAGGUCAGACUGCCGUUCAUCUGGCAGCCAAAGAUGGUAUCGAUGAUAUUUUAAAAAAAUUAAUUGAGAGUAAAGCCAGCGUUAACUGCCGCGAUUCUGCUGGCUACACUCCAUUACAUUAUGCAUGUCAAAGUAAUUUACCGAAUACCGUAAGACUGCUUAUACGUGGAGGUGCUAAUGUUCAAGCAAGACACACAUCAACUGGAAUGGUACCACUUCAUGAAGCAGCAAGUGCAGGACAUAUUGAAGUUAUUUUGGCCAUGUUAUCAAUGAAUGUUCCAGUUCAUCCUCGUACGGUUGCUGAUGAUACUCCUGCUGAUCUUGCUAGACGUAAUGGUCAUUACAAAUGUGUUGAUUUAUUAUGUAAUUACGAUACACCAGCAUCAAGAGAAAGACGUUCAGAUUGGUAUCAUGGUACACUAAGCCGUCCAGAAGCUGUAAAUUUGCUUUAUGAAAGUGGAAAUAAAGAUGGAACUUUUCUUGUGAGGUUUAGCGAUCGUUCGGGGGGAACUUAUGUUCUCACUGUUAUGUAUCACAAUCAAGAUUUUCAUUAUCAAAUACAAAAGAAGGGUAAAUAUUUAUUUAUUGAUGAUGGGCCGUAUCUUGAUUCAUUGGAGCACGUUGUAGAGCAUUAUAGAUGCAUGCCCGAUGGAUUACGUGGUCCGCUCGUUUGUCCUAUUCCUCCAAAGCCAAGACCUCCGGUGCCUGAAAUGCCGCCUUCUAUUUUUAAUGGGAAUACUUUGACAAAAAGAAAAGGAUCAGUUCCACGAAGUUUGCCACUACAGCCACAGUUUGAAUCACCAAGUCAGUCGUAUUUUCAAAAUUUAUCUUUUCAAAUGGAUAUCAAACCGGCAUCUAAAGAUUAUACUCCUAGAGGUUCUUCUGUAGAUACUAAUUUAAAUAUAAAUUAUAAUCCUACUGCUUCUUAUGUUCAUGAUUUUAUACCUGGUGAAAAUUUAAUUCUACGACAAGUUCUUGGGGAAGGUGAGUUUGGAGAAGUUUAUGAAGGAGAAUAUAAAACUCCAGAUGGCAAGACUGAAUCAGUGGCUAUAAAAACAUUGCGAGAUUCGCAUAAUAAUGUUACUAGAGAAGAAUUUCUUCGUGAGGCACGACUUAUGAUGAAUUUAAAUCAUCACUGUAUUGUUAAAUUAAUUGGAUUCUCUGAAGGACCACCUAUGUUGAUGAUUCAAGAACUAGUAAGAUUGGGUUCAAUGCUCGCUUAUCUUUUAGAAUUUUCUCAUAAAAUAAGUGCUAAUUGCGAGUUAAAAAUUUGGGCAUCACAAAUUGCUUGUGGAAUGAAAUAUCUUGAGGACUUGAGACUAGUUCACAGGGAUUUAGCUGCAAGAAAUAUACUUUUGGCUUCAAAGCAUCAAGCCAAGAUUAGUGACUUUGGUUUAUCGAGAACUUUUGGAUCAAAUGAUUAUUACAGAGCAACUCAAGGUGGUAAAUGGCCAAUAAAGUGGUACGCACCAGAGUCUUAUAACUACGGGACCUUUUCUCAUGCCAGUGAUGUCUGGAGCUUUGGUAUUACACUCUGGGAAAUGUUUACUUACGGAGAACAGCCUUAUGGUGAUCAAAGAGGCGUUGAUGUAAUUAAAUUAGUUGAAGAUGGUAAACGACUUCCUAAACCCGAUAAUGAUUGUCCAGAUGAAAUUUACAAUGUAAUGCAGAGCUGUUGGUCUUAUUUACCAGAAAAUCGGCCAACGUUUGGUCAACUUUUUGAAUUCUUUAGCCGCGAUCCUGAUUACGAGAAUCUGAGAGAUGUCGUUGCUACGACAAAUCUCAGCUGAUGUCUAGAUGUCAUAAUUUAUCACUCCAAUCAACUUCCAAAAAGCAUUUUUUUGUAAUAAUAAUUAUUAUGGCCUAAGAAAUUUAUCUCAUUAUUUAAUAUAAAUAUAUAUUUUUUUUAAUCGUAAAUUUUUUAAGAUAUCAAUCGGCGUGUGUCAUUGAUUCGUGCCAUUAUUUUUUAGAUUUAUCGCUCACAUGUACAUAUACAUAUAUUAUUGAGAUAAAUAAAAUAUAUAUAUAAACUA
This is a messenger RNA of Microplitis mediator, 2750 nucleotides long. RefSeq names its product tyrosine-protein kinase Shark (gene Shark). The record is from RefSeq and is a predicted model, not a curated record. NCBI's taxonomy places the organism in Eukaryota, Metazoa, Arthropoda, Insecta, Hymenoptera, Braconidae. The transcript is spliced from 11 exons. The coding region runs from base 264 to 2507 and encodes 747 amino acids. Gene Ontology annotation, biological process: protein phosphorylation. Gene Ontology annotation, molecular function: ATP binding; protein tyrosine kinase activity; protein binding.